GCUGCUGUGGAAGUUGUUGGUAUUCAACAGUGUAAAAUGAAGUGACGUGGAGUACUACAUGACAAGCGGACGUCUCCUAAAACUUCACAAACUAAGAGAAGAGUUGUGACCAUAUCUUUGGACAUGCACCGUUAGCGGUUUUAAUACCGGUGGCUUCAUAUUUUCGGACUCAACAUUGACGAAACAAGUUUUACACCUGAGAAACAGCGCGACUCUCAUCGGCUAGCUCAUUAGCUAUCAGGAACUGCCUCUGCUCUAACGAUGGCUAUCUGAAGUCGGCGUCAUCCAAGUCAUACAUCGUAUUAUCACCGGAGCCUUAAAAUGACAAGGACUAAGAAAGACUUAACAGUCCGCCGUUGACGUUUACUUUGCAAGAAAUCGCAGUAAAUUAGCUAGCUAAUAUUAGCCUCGUCGGCUGAGCUGGGAAGUAUCAGAGCGAACUGUCAAAAUGUGCUCCCUGCUCCGAGGUGAAGAGAUGUGUCUGGCCCAGCUGUUUCUACAGUCCGGCUCAGCGUACGACUGCAUCAGUGAACUUGGAGAGCUGGGGCUUGUUGAGUUCAGAGACCUCAAUCCCAGCGUUAACGCGUUUCAGAGAAAACAUGUCAACGAGAUCAAAAAAUGUGAAGAGAUGGAGAGGAUCCUCGGAUACCUUCUGAGGGAAAUCAAGAAAGCAGACAUUUCACUGCCAGAUGGAGACGUUAACCCAGUGGCUCCUUUACCCAAGCACGUCAUGUCUAUAAUGGAGCAGCUACAGAGGCUAGAAGUGGAGUUAGGUGAAGUCACCAGGAAUAAAGAGAAGCUGCAGAAGAAUCUGCUGGAGUUGACAGAGUACACACACAUGCUGCGCAUCACCCGUAACUUUGUACAGAGAACCUCAGAGCGAGAGCCCCUGCAAGUGCAGUAUGAGGAGUUUCCCUUCCUGGAGAAAGACACAAUGAUGGACUACAGCAGCAUGCAGAGGCUCGGAGCUAAACUGGGUUUCAUCUCUGGGCUUAUUCAGAGGGCAAAGAUCGAGGCCUUUGAACGGAUGCUUUGGAGAGUCUGUAAAGGCUACACCAUCCUCAGCUAUGCUGAGGUUGAGGAGUAUCUGGAAGAUCCUAACACGGGAGAGCCCACCAAAAGUGUGGUGUUUCUGAUCUCUUACUGGGGAGACCAAAUUGGCCAGAAAGUGAAGAAGAUCUGUGACUGCUACCACUGUCAUUUGUAUCCAUAUCCCAGUAACAAUGAGGAGAGGAAUGAUGUUGUGGAAGGACUAAGAACUCGAAUUCAGGACCUCCACACGGUACUUCACAGGACAGAGGACUACCUGAGACAGGUCCUGAUUAAGGCUUCAGAAUCCGUCUACACCUGGGUCAUCCAGGUCAAGAAGAUGAAGGCCAUCUACUAUAUUCUGAACCUGUGUAGUUUUGAUGUUACUAACAAGUGUCUGAUUGCGGAGGUGUGGUGUCCGGUCAAUGACAUUCCCACUCUGCGAAGGGCCCUGGAAGAAGGAUCGAGAAAAAGCGGUGCGACAGUUCCUUCCUUUGUCAAUCGUAUCCCCACCAGCGACACUCCCCCCACACUUAUAAGGACCAACAAAUUUACCUCUGGCUUCCAGAACAUCGUAGAUGCCUAUGGAGUGGGAAGUUACAGGGAGGUCAACCCCGCUCCAUUCACAGUCAUCACUUUCCCCUUCCUGUUUGCUGUGAUGUUUGGGGACCUGGGGCAUGGACUUAUCAUGGCUCUCUUUGCUUUCUGGAUGGUGGUGUACGAGAACAACCGCAAACUUAAAAACACCAGGAAUGAGAUCUGGAACACAUUCUUUGAGGGGCGUUAUAUCAUCCUGAUGAUGGGCCUGUUCUCCAUCUACACGGGCCUGAUAUACAAUGACUGCUUCUCGAAGUCCCUCAACAUCUUUGGUUCUGGAUGGAAUGUGACGGCCAUGUUAAAAGCGAACGUGUGGAGUGACACUGAUCUCAAUGGGAAUCAUCUUCUAACUCUUGAUCCAAAUGUUGAGGGAGUUUUCAUGGGACCCUACCCUCUGGGAAUUGACCCGAUUUGGAACCUGGCAUCCAACCGCCUCACAUUUCUAAACUCUUACAAGAUGAAGAUGUCAGUGAUACUGGGUGUUGUACACAUGAGCUUUGGGGUCAUCCUCAGCACUUACAAUCACUUGCACUUUAGGAAAAAGUACAACUUGUACUUGGUGUUUCUUCCUGAGCUCCUGUUCCUGCUGUGCCUGUUUGGCUACCUGGUGUUCAUGAUAUUCUACAAGUGGCUGGUUUUCUCUGCUAAGGACUCCAGACAUGCCCCCAGCAUCCUCAUCCACUUUAUAAAUAUGUUCCUCAUGCAAGGUGAUGCAGUCCAGCCCCUGUACCCAGGACAGGCUGGCCUGCAGGUAUUUCUCGUGGUCAUUGCUGUUCUCUCAGUGCCUGUGUUACUCCUGGGGAAACCCAUCUACCUUUAUUGGCUUCACAAUGGAAGACCUCGCCUAGGAAUGUACAGGGGAUAUGAGCGUGUGCGGCGUAACAGUGAGGAGGAGCUCUACCUUAUGAGGGCUCAUGACAUGGAGGAAGGCAGCAGUCACAGUGAUCUCUCCACAAGUGGAGAGCACCAGACAGAGGAGUUUGACUUUGCAGAUGAGUUCCUGCAUCAGGCCAUCCACACUAUAGAGUAUUGCCUAGGUUGUAUCUCCAACACAGCCUCCUACUUAAGGCUCUGGGCUCUGAGCCUGGCACAUGCCCAGCUGUCAGAGGUGCUGUGGGCCAUGGUGAUGCGAGUAGGACUUAAAAUGGACACAGUUCUUGGGGUCGUAUUCCUGGUGCCUGUGUUCGGCCUGUUUGCCGUUCUCACUGUGUCCAUCCUUCUGGUCAUGGAGGGUCUGUCUGCGUUCCUUCAUGCGCUCCGGCUGCACUGGGUGGAGUUUCAAAAUAAAUUCUACAGUGGGACUGGAGUCAAGUUUUGCCCCUUUUCCUUCUCUUUGCUGCCCUCCAGCUUUGAGCAUGACGGCUUACUGUGAAGCAACAAUCUGGUAAUACUGUAACGUGGUAAACAGAGCCAAAACAAGCCAGCAGGCUUCUGUGCUCAUGCAGACAUAUUCUUGAUAUGUCAUAAAGUGAUUUAGAUUUUUCUUUUCAUCUUGUAAUGAUUUUUCAUGUAAAGACAUUGUAUGGCAACUUCACAAACUUUGGACUGAAUGCUGCCCCCAAAACUGUUUUAAGAACAGACGGUGCAGAGUGUACUGCUGAUAAAUUACUGUUUUUCUUAUGUAACACAGGGUGUUUUGUACCAGGAUCAGUAUGCUUCACUGCAGAGCACUUUGUGAGGUUGAAGUGUGAGUCUCAAAUUUAAAAUGUAACUCAUACACCUAAGAUCAUCAGUUUUCUUUUGAGGCAUUAUUGGUAACAGUUGUUAAUAUCACUUGUAUGGAGAACCACAUCCCCCAAAUCUAGAAUCUAUAAGUAAAAAAGACGUAUGAUUCUAGUAUGAGAUAACUUAACAGUAAUAAGUAAAUGGUUGUCCCCAAGGUUUGGCUAUACAGACAACACAUGGUAGGAUAAAUUUGUGGCUGAUUUUGGCCAGCUUGAUUUUGGUCUCUUCAUAGGAUUUGCUGAUUAAAUAAGAUAGAAGAUGAGAGAACAUCUAUCUUAUAUAUUUAUUUUAUCUCUUUCACGCCAUUUCUUCUCUUCUGAAUCUAGUUAUUUUGUCAUUAAUUUUAGCAUAAUUGUGUAUAUUGAUGCUGUAAUUUUUGACUUCUUUUUUUCUUUCACUGAGUUUUAGUUUUGGCUGAUCUGGUUACCUUACACUGGGUAGUGAGCCACCUUUCAGUUACAUAGUCCUUACUCAACUUUUUGUUGCACUGACUGCCUUAUGGAAGUACAACCAAAUGACAGCAUACUGUAUCAUUCUUCAGCUUCCCCUUGUAUUCCUACUUUGUGGUACCAAAACACUGCAAAGGAUCUUUGACUUUUCAGUUUUGAAAAGUGCCUGGGCAGGUGUGUGAAGAGAUGUAUAUAGUUUUACAGAAUUAUUUUUUUAAUUUAUUAUAUUUUAAAAUGUUGCAUCAGAAUUAAAGAUGAAUGUUAAUGGGAUAUGAUUGUUACUUUUAUGCAUUCACAGUGUUGCCUAUGUGUCCACUUGGUGUACAGAUGAACAUUCCACCCAUGAAAAUCUUAAAUCAUUGAUCUGUUGACUCAGCUCUGUUGGUCAGGAGCCCCUCACUUUGAAAGAUCUUCUAUCCAUAUUCAACACAGUGGUUGGGCUGUAUUAAAUCAUAUUAGGAGAAGAUUGAAUUAUGUACUAAUAUCACACACAGUAGUAUUUGCUAAUUUUGUAAAGUUGUUAGUAUUGUAUGCAGCUGAUGUUGGGAUGUUUUCUAAGGGAAGGAGACUUAAUUGUCAUCAUCAUAACAUAAUUGACAUGUCUGCACUUUUUCAAUGGCAACAAAGUUUGCUACAGUGAGAUACUGCCAUGCGUUUGAAGGUCAUGACCUUGUGUCUCAAGUGGAACAAUAUGGUGUCAUGUCAUGAUGAUGCAAGUGGCAGUCACUGUUUAAUGGGGUGAGUGAUAAUUGAUUAGCAAUCAUUUGCCGUAAUUAACACUUGUGGGUUGGUCGAAGUGGUAUUGCAGUUUCCUUUAAUGCAGCCCUAACCUUGCAAUUCAUUUAAACAUUAAAUAGUUUUUUUCAUUGUCAGACACUCCAGGUCUUUUGAGAAAAAAAAACUAUUUCCAUCAUGAUGUCAAUAAUAAAUUGUAUUUGUUUGAGUUGUUUUUGUUUUGUUUUUUUCCUCAGAGCCUGUAACUACGUUUAGCAGCAGUAGUAACAGUAGUAAAGGUACAGUCUGUAAUUCUGGGGAAGCACUGUUGUGCAUUAAAAAAAUGUUGCUUUAUGUUUA
Molecule: messenger RNA, 4874 nt
Organism: Lates calcarifer (barramundi perch)
Lineage: Eukaryota; Metazoa; Chordata; Actinopteri; Centropomidae
Gene: atp6v0a2b
Product: ATPase H+ transporting V0 subunit a2b
Exons: 20
Coding region: 449-2998 (849 amino acids)
Biological process (GO): vacuolar acidification; proton transmembrane transport
Cellular component (GO): plasma membrane; vacuolar proton-transporting V-type ATPase complex; vacuolar proton-transporting V-type ATPase, V0 domain
Molecular function (GO): ATPase binding; proton-transporting ATPase activity, rotational mechanism
Source: RefSeq, a predicted model, not a curated record